AUGUUAUCCCACUCUAUAAAACUGCUUCUCUCAAAAGGUAUCUAUACAACUACAACUACGAAUCCUCACAUUAAUUUCACUUCUCAUCAUUUGUCCACUUCCCUCAUCCCGUUCUAUAAAUAAAUCAGAGACCAACCCUGUAAAAUUAUCUCUCCAAAUUAAUUCUGAAGACAGAGCUAGCUAGCUAGCGCAGUGCAGAAAGAAAGAAGAAUUAAAUUUAAUUUGGAGAGAAGAGAUUAAGAAUGACGAUGAGUAAUGUGGUUCCACUCAUAGCCAUGGUGAUAGUGCAGUUUAGCUAUGCAGGGAUGAAUAUUACCUCAAAGCUUGCAAUUGAAUCUGGCAUGCACCCUCUUGUCCUUGUUGCUUAUCGUCAAAUCUUUGCUACUCUGUCCCUUGCUCCCUUCGCUUAUUGGUUGGAACGAAGUACGGCUCCUCGGAUGACAAUGCCGAUUUUUCUCCAGAUAUUACUAUCUUCCUUAACAGGAGUUACAGCAAAUCAAGUGUUGUACUUCGUGGGGCUUAAAUACACAACCGCUACAAUUACAUGUGCACUGACAAAUUUGCUACCAGCUUUCACAAUCAUCCUUGCUGUCCUCUUCAGACAAGAGUAUUUGAGCUUUAAGACGAAGGCCGGGAUAGCUAAGGUGUUAGGCACAUUGCUGAGUGUGGGAGGAGCCCUGCUUCUAUCAUUUUACAAUGGAAAAGUUCUUGAUCUAGGAGAGUCAAAGAUUCAUUGGGGAUAUGCAGAUAAAUUGAAUGGAACAACCUCCUCCGGUGGCGGAUCAAUCGGGCUUUUAGGCCCGCUUGCCGUAAUUGCUAGUACUUUUGUUUGGGCUAUAUGGUUCGUAGUUCAAGCAAACAUUAGCAGGAACUUCCCUGCUCCUUACACAAGCAGCUUCUACAUGUGUUUCUUGGCAAGUAUUCAGAGCGUGGUCAUUGCAGUGGGCUUUCAACACAAUCUCGCAGCUUGGUCACUUCACAACACUAUGAGACUCACCUCUGCACUUUACGCGGGAAUUAUUUCGACGGGGCUAACGUAUGCUCUCAUGUCAUGGACCAUUGAGAGGAAAGGUGCUCUUUAUGCCUCUAUAUUCUCCCCUUUGGUUCUUGUCAUCACUGCUGUUAUAAGCUGGGCUGUGCUUCACGAGAAAUUAUACAUGGGCACUGCCAUAGGUUCUGUCGUGAUAGUAAUUGGGCUCUAUUCUGCUCUGUGGGGAAAGAGCAAGGAGAUUAAAAGUGGCACCAUGCAAGAAACAAUCACGGAUGAUGAAAAGGAUGACAUGAAUGACCUGGAAUUGCAACCCUAUAAUCUUCCAAACCAUGCUUGUGCUUGAAGCCGUGAGAAGGAGGAAGUGGAAGGUAGAGAAUUCAAUACAGAUGAAGAGCAUGAGGAGUAUUGAGCUACCAUUUGCAUAAGAAAUUUCUGUUGUUGGUGAAUUUUUUAUUCUUGUGUCACAUUUGAGAGUGAUGAUCCCCAAGCCGUGGGAUAUAUGUAGAGCAUAGAUUAAAAAGAGAGGACACACAUAUAUCAUCUUAAAUAAUAUCCCUUUGAUAUCUGGUGGAAACGGGUCCAAUUUGAAUUUUACCCUGCUUAGUAAUAAGGUUAUUUUCAUUUUUUCUUUAUAUGAUCCGGAUGCUCAUAAAU
Messenger RNA from Lotus japonicus, 1645 nucleotides. Its product is annotated as WAT1-related protein At1g09380-like. The transcript has 7 exons. Gene Ontology annotation, cellular component: plasma membrane. Lineage: Eukaryota; Viridiplantae; Streptophyta; Magnoliopsida; Fabales; Fabaceae. The record is from RefSeq and is a predicted model, not a curated record. Bases 243 to 1334 code for a protein of 363 amino acids. Gene Ontology annotation, molecular function: transmembrane transporter activity.